GCUAUAUAGGCUUUUCUUGCUCCGAGUAACGCAUCUUAGUUUUUUUCAUAUCACUUCCGCGUUUUCUGUAUCCUCAAGAAAAGGUUAUCUCGUCCAAAACAUUUAAGGACUCAAGCGUUGCUUCUGACAUGGCUAUCGUAAAGAGCGGUUGGCUCCACAGACAAAGCUCCAUCCUUCGCCGCUGGAAAAGAAACUGGUUUGACUUAUGGGUGGACGGCCGCCUGGUGUUCUACAACGACCAGCAGCGGCGUGACAUGGAGGAUGACAUCCACAUGAGAGUCCACUGCAUUAACAUCCGUAGCUCCGCCGCUUGUCAGGAGCUAAACCCUCCAGAUGGGAAAACACGUGAUGCCUUGUUCCAGAUAGUGUGCAGAGAUGGACGGGUCAUCAGCUUGUGUGCAGACAGUGCAGAUGAUGCCUUAGCUUGGACCAUGGCUCUGCAGGACGCCAGAAUUAAUACGGUGGCAGCUGCUCCUCAGAUCGGCUUUGCGCAGGAAGUCGUGGCAUCAGCUCCUCCCCCGUACUCGGAAUAUGCCCAACCACAGGUUUAUGCCCCAGGACCAUAUGGAGAUUACACCGCUCAACCUGCUCAUCCCACUCAGAUUAUGUACUCUGGGGACGGGCAGCCCUACGCUGUAGCUUAUCCAUAUCACUACCAAGGUGGGUACGCGGCCCCCGGAGUGAACCACGUCAUUAUUCAGGAGCGGCAGCGUGACGACGCAGGGGACGUGGCUCUGGGCAUGCUGGCCGGAGCAGCCACUGGCCUGGCGCUCGGCUCUCUCUUCUCCGUCUUCUAACCUGCGCUGCUUCACUAACUGUAUCUGCUGUAUGAGCUCCUGUCGAAUGAGGCGUGUCUGUUGGUCCUCAUGACGCAGACAUGGCUGUGAUAGACGGAGCGAACACUUUUAGCAAACUCCCAGGCAGUGUUGUUCCUUUGUGAUGUGUGCGUAGAAAUAUCUCCUAACCAAAACAGUAACUAUUAUCCUUUAAAGGUUAUUUAAAGAGGAUUCAUUAUGUGCACAUCAUUUUUUUCUGUUGUAACGUUUGUUUACUUUUUCCUUCAGUUUGAGUCCCAGAUCUGCCGUGUUUCUGAUUUGUUUCUGCUUUAUUCAGGUUGAUUUAGAAUUGGUGUUAACACCGGACACACCGAGGCAAUAAAUACUUCAAUCGUAGCGUCUUUAGGAAAAAUUAUAAAAUAUAUGCAUUCAAAGCUCAAAGGGACACGCCUUUUCUAUAAUCUUCCAUUUUAACUCAUCGGCAGCUGUUGAAUUGUACUUCCUGUUUGGAUUUGUUUGUAUUGAUGAUUUAAUCUUUUAUUUCUUGAAGCACAUAUAGUUAGCACAUUAGCCUCCAGUGAAGUUUCAGUUAUUUACUUAAAAAAACAAAAACUUACGUGAAUAUAUAUUCAGUUUCAUCUCCAUGCACAGCGUUUCACCUGACAUUUUAUUUCCUUAUAAGAAAUGUAAAAGAAAUACUUUCUCCUAUUAACACUGAAGUCACUUUUCUCCUUUAUGGAUAAAAUAUUUAAAGGUGUGAAAUAAUCUGAUUCACUUUUAUCAAUUAAAUCAAGAUGUUAAUGAUGUAUUUUAACAAAUAAAUAUAUGCAGAAGAUAACGGAGAGCUUUGUUUUUGCGUUGUUUUUAUUAAACCCUGAGUCUUGUUCACAGAACACGAGAUGCAAGAAAUGACCUCAGAUUUUAACAGCGUCUAAAAACACUGAAUUUUGACCACAAAAGUCACCUAAUAAACAUAUAAACCAACUGCAAUAGACACAGUAAUAAAAGGUUACACAAACAGAACUCAAAGU
This is a messenger RNA of Cyprinodon variegatus (sheepshead minnow), 1807 nucleotides long. RefSeq names its product pleckstrin homology domain containing B2 (gene plekhb2). The transcript has 8 exons. Bases 129 to 797 code for a protein of 222 amino acids. Gene Ontology annotation, biological process: regulation of cell differentiation. NCBI's taxonomy places the organism in Eukaryota, Metazoa, Chordata, Actinopteri, Cyprinodontiformes, Cyprinodontidae. Gene Ontology annotation, cellular component: membrane. The record is from RefSeq and is a predicted model, not a curated record.